Geodia barretti is the source of this 513-nucleotide messenger RNA. Lineage: Eukaryota; Metazoa; Porifera; Demospongiae; Tetractinellida; Geodiidae. The record is from the annotation of a GenBank genome assembly.
AUGCCUAUGACCGGGCUAGGAUAUACAACUCACAAUCAGCCGUCGCUCGAUUCGGCGGGCAUUUUGCCGCGAGACGCCAAAGAUAUCGCGGUGCGUGAGUGGCAUCGGCUGACCGACGAUUUGGCGCGUGUUCGUGCGGAGAUCGCGGAACUGCGUUCACAAGAGCACGCGCUCGAGGCUCAAGUAGAAGCUUGGAAUGUGAUCCUUUCGGCCGGUGGCAGCGGAACCAAUAGCGACGGCGAUGUCAGCGAAAGCCAUGCAACUGAAGACAAUGCCACGCUAGCAACGCCGCAGGAAUCUGCUGAUGCAGUAGUCGAUUUGCUCCGCGAAAUCGGAGAGCCGAUGCACUAUAGUUUGAUCUACGACACUCUGCGUAGUCGCGGUAUGGAGGUGCGAGGGAAAAACCCGCCCAGCGUGUUGCUAGCGCGUUUCUUUGGCGAUGCGCGCCUGGAGCGUGUGGGCCAAGGGACUUACCAAAUCAAAGCUGCUGAGGAGGUGCAGGAAAACGAAUAG